Messenger RNA from Manis pentadactyla (Chinese pangolin), 4647 nucleotides. It is a transcript of the gene CHST11, whose product is annotated as carbohydrate sulfotransferase 11. Gene Ontology annotation, cellular component: membrane. Gene Ontology annotation, molecular function: sulfotransferase activity. Gene Ontology annotation, biological process: proteoglycan biosynthetic process; carbohydrate biosynthetic process. The transcript is spliced from 3 exons. NCBI's taxonomy places the organism in Eukaryota, Metazoa, Chordata, Mammalia, Pholidota, Manidae. The coding region runs from base 571 to 1629 and encodes 352 amino acids. The record is from RefSeq and is a predicted model, not a curated record.
GGCAGGGGCGGGGGGAACGCGACGCUCCGCCCCGGCGCGCGGGCCCCUCCCUCCGCCCGGCCUCCGCGGGCGCCCUCCCCUCGCCGGGGGCCGCGAGCUGCAUUUGGUCAAACCCAGCCCCGGAAUAUAUAGAUCAUUGGAGCGCAAUGAAGUAGCCUCUGGAGAGGAGGGAGGGGGCCGUCCGACUGCCACAGCGGCCGGCGCAGCGGCGGCCCGGCGGCACCACCGUCACCGCGCGCACCCGGCGCCUGGCCCGCGAGGAGGCAGCGGCGGCGGCCGGCGGAGCGGAGGCGGCAGCGGGGAGGCGAGGAGGAGCCGCUGGAGGAGCAGGAGCGCGCAGCCGGCGGGUCCCCACGUCUCGGCACUUCCAGAGCAACUCCGGCGCCUUCCACACGCCCUUGCGGGGCUGGCGGCUCCAGGAGCGGCCGCGACGCCAGCCGCAUAGUGUCCCUGAGCCCUGCCCAGCCCUGCCCCGCGCCUCCCGGGCUCCGCUCCGCGCGGCGGGGUCCCGGUCCCUGCGCCCCGGGCGCGCCUCCCGGACUCCCAGGUCCCUGCAGUCAGGACAAAGCCAUGAAGCCGGCGCUGCUGGAAGUGAUGAGGAUGAACAGAAUUUGCCGGAUGGUGCUGGCCACUUGCUUGGGAUCCUUUAUCCUGGUCAUCUUCUAUUUCCAAAGUAUGUUGCACCCAGUCAUGCGGAGGAACCCCUUCGGUGUGGACAUCUGCUGCCGGAAGGGGUCUCGAAGCCCCCUGCAGGAGCUCUACAACCCCACCCAGCUGGAGCUCUCGAGCACGGCCGUCUUGCACCAGAUGAGGCGGGACCAGGUCACAGACACCUGCCGGGCCAAUAGCGCCAUGAGCCGCAAGCGGCGGGUGCUGACCCCCAACGACCUGAAGCACCUGGUGGUGGAUGAGGACCACGAGCUCAUCUACUGCUACGUACCCAAGGUGGCGUGCACCAACUGGAAGCGGCUCAUGAUGGUCCUGACUGGCCGGGGGAAGUACAGCGACCCCAUGGAGAUCCCGGCCAACGAGGCGCACGUCUCGGCCAACCUGAAGACCCUGAACCAGUACAGCAUCCCAGAAAUCAACCACCGCUUGAAAAGCUACAUGAAGUUCUUGUUCGUCCGGGAGCCCUUCGAGAGGCUGGUGUCAGCCUACCGCAACAAGUUCACCCAGAAGUACAACACCUCCUUCCACAAGCGAUACGGCACCAAGAUCGUCAAGCGGCAGCGAAAGAACGCCACCCAGGAGGCCCUGCGCAAAGGGGACGACGUCAAGUUCGAAGAGUUUGUGGCUUAUCUCAUUGACCCACACACCCAGCGUGAGGAGCCCUUCAACGAACACUGGCAAACCGUCUACUCCCUCUGCCACCCGUGCCACAUCCAUUACGACCUCGUGGGCAAGUACGAGACUCUGGAAGAGGAUUCUAAUUACGUCCUGCAGCUGGCAGGAGUGGGCAGCUACCUGAAGUUCCCCACCUAUGCCAAGUCUACGAGAACUACUGAUGAAAUGACCACAGAGUUCUUCCAGAACAUCAGCUCAGAGCACCAAACGCAGCUGUACGAAGUCUACAAACUUGAUUUUUUAAUGUUCAAUUAUUCAGUGCCAAGCUACCUGAAAUUGGAAUAAAGGGGUGGGGAGAGGGAGAGAAUCAUGCUUUUUAAUUUAAGAUUUUUAUUUGUCAAAAGAAUUAUAUGGAUAUUGGGUUAUUUUGUAAAUUAAUGUUUCUUUGGGGAUGAUGCUGCGAGCAGCAUAGUGAGAAUUAUUUAAACUCCUUAAUAGGGAAGGACAGCUGUCUUUGCAGGAGAAUAGGAUGGGUGUCCUUGUUUUUAGACAUAAACACUGCAACACUGUCUCAAAGGUUUCCUUGUGUUCUGGUGAAUUCCAUGAAUCGUGCAUCCCAAAAAUUUUAAUUAAUAUUAUUUAUAGUUAUUUAAACAUGGUCUCUGUAUAGAUCUCUUUUUGUGGCAGCAAUAUUCUCAUGGCUUUGCAGAAGAAACUGACGUUUCAUUCUGUGCUUGCUACAGCUCCCCUGGGGGCCCGAGUGUUCUCCUUCCUAACAUCUCGCUGAGUGGCUGCGUGCUGGUAACCAUUGUGAAGUCUAGUGAUGUCACCAUUCUUAAAAUUCUGCUAGAAACAGAAGGAGGCACCUUUGCAAGGGACUGAUUCCAAACCAAUGUCAAUCAACCCAAAGUCCCUUGCACUGAAGAAAUGUGAUUUUUAUCCCAAGGAGGGAGCUGAUGGUAGUUUUUUGGGGGUGGGGGUUGUGGGGGAUUCCACCAGAAUCAGCAGUCUGAUAGAAUAGGCUUUCCUACAGAAAGUUUUAACUGGCAGUGCCAGUUGUGAUGAAGGUAAAGUGGCUGUUGAUCUGUUCAACAAAUAUUUAUUGAUCAACUCUUAUGCUAAGCCUCAAUUUAGGCCAUACAGAUAAAGCAUUGAACAAAACCAAUAGUCUCAGGCCUCAAGAAGCUUUACAUGGACACAAAGUAUCCAGCUCGACAGUUAGCAAACCCCUGAUAUUUCUGAGCUGAACAUGAGGUUUGGACUAUUCCUGAACAACCCCAGGACCAUUACCCCUACAGAUUGGCAUUUUCUGAUGGCCCAAAUUUGAAAACCACAUGCUUGGAGCAGACCACUUCACUUGGUGAGGAAUCCAGGCUCACUGCCCAGCACAAGAGAUGACAAAAACAUUUCCUACCGUGUGCCCAACCCCAAAGUCCUGGUAGCGUCUGCUUUAAGCAUCAGAACAGAUUGGCCAGGCCCAGCGUGAAACAGCGCUGUGACUUAGUGAUGUCAGCCUUGGAUGGGGGGGGUAUUCACCAAGUACCUCCUCCUGUCAUCUCCAGCUCCAGCCCAGCAUCUGUGUCUGCUUGUAGAAUUGUUGAUUUCUGCCAUGUGUAGACACUCUGCCGUGUAAGCCAGUGAGAUGCUAUGGGCAGGACUCACUCAUCCAUCCGUUCAGGGAUGUGCAGUGGUCUGGCAUUUCUACCCCUCAUGAAAGUCAGAGGUGGACUGUUUGUACACAGAUGCACAUGAAUAUCCUUCCUAAGUCCUCCUGAGGCACCUGUGCAACCAUCGGUACCUUUGCAACCACCAUGCAUGAGCAGCAAGGGCAGCCUUCCAUGAUGGUAAUCCAUGCCCCCUUUCCUCUGGAAGGCUGGAAAUCUCCCAUUUCCUGUUCCUUGCUAAUUAACACCUGCACAUGCUUCUCAUUUCCAGCCAUUUCUGAUGCCUUGGUUAAAGUGUGAGCCACAUCCCUCUUACAGCUAGUGAAUGAGUUGGUAGCAGAUACUGUAUAUAAUAAUAGUUCCAAUAAUGGGGUGGGUGGGGUGUGGGUAAGUUUUGUUUUUUGUUUUUGAUGCAAUAUAUAGCAAAGGGGUGAGAAGACUAUUCUAAACAAACAAAAAAAUGAAUAAUUUAUUCACAGAAACUAUUAGAAUUGUUUUGUAAAGCUCACAGCCAGCUCAGUGAAUAGCAGCUGCCGCAUUUCACUGAGGAAAUUACGUUAUUGAAUGUGAGGGAGGUGUGUACUGGAGAGGGUGGCCAAAGCUAUUUAUAAAAUGUUGUGUACUUUCUUCCAAGCUCUUUCCCCUUCGUGAGGGGCAUGGCGAUUAUACCCUUGAUGGUGGAGAUUUAUGCCAUGUAUUUCACCGAGUGACAGACCUCAGCUGUCCCUGGAAUUGGGAGUCUGGACUCUAUUACCUGGCAGGGGACACUGUCCUCAGAAAUAGGGCUUCUGCUAGUGAGACAGGCUGUCCACGAUUUCCUGAUAGGCGCUCCACAGAACAAAGGUUCUAGGUGACAUCAGGUUGGUGUGAUGCAAGAAAAGGGUGUUAUGGUCAGAUAUCCUUGGGAACAAGGUUAAAUCAGUUUCCUUUCUGCAGGACUUUUCAGAGCCUUGAACACAUGCUGUGUAUUGUGAAUCCCCAAGAACACUGAGUUGGUAGUAUUUCCUGAACUUACAUGACCAGGAUACUCUAUUUUGUAGGUCAUCUCACAGAGGUAGUGUUUUGUGGAGUAUAACUUUGGUUGGGUUGAUUUAGCACAUCUGAGGUCUUUAAGGAUAAAAAUUGCUCCCCUAACCCCCUCUCGAAAAAAAGCAAAACAAAACAAAAAAACCAGCGCCACCAUCUCCAUCUGGUUUAUAGCAACAGAGCUACUUUACCAAAUUACUUCACUUUUCACUUAAGUGCAAUGGUUCUGAUCCUGGAUACUGUCACGGGCAAUGAUUCCAUCCCUCCCCAAGGAGGUGGUGUGGACAGAGGAAGAGGGGAGACAGUGGGGCAUAAGGCCACCCAGUGGUCCCUGUAGUCCUUGAGUUUCAGGUGGCUCAAUAUAAGCAGAGGGAGCCGGACCCCUGAUGACUGCUUCUUCAAUUCCAUGGUUUGGAAUGGUUCACUAUGCGCUUUUUGGUUUUAAAUGGAAAUUCAUAUAGGUUUCUUGAGUUUUGUGUUUCCACUUCCAUCUUUAAUCAGUUGUUCAAGCUCGCUCAGUGCUGAGCGCAGAUCUCCACCUUUCAUCUGUCUUCUCUCUCUCAAGUGAGAAGAACUGUCCUUCAGGGCAUGACACAUCAGUCUGGUUCUCCAGUGAGGGACCCUUUCCCAUGGUUUGCAUUCUCAUUUUACUUUCUAAGGGCAUAAAAACUUU